Durio zibethinus is the source of this 1381-nucleotide messenger RNA. RefSeq names its product G2/mitotic-specific cyclin C13-1-like. NCBI's taxonomy places the organism in Eukaryota, Viridiplantae, Streptophyta, Magnoliopsida, Malvales, Malvaceae. Gene Ontology annotation, molecular function: cyclin-dependent protein serine/threonine kinase regulator activity. Gene Ontology annotation, biological process: mitotic cell cycle phase transition. The record is from RefSeq and is a predicted model, not a curated record.
UUAUAUAAUAAUAAUAACCUUUUAAAAAGAAAACAAGAAGUUUUAUGAAUCCUGCAAGAAUCCUUUUUGAGUCAUCACCAAAAUGGAAGUUGAUCAAGAGAACCUCGUGCCGUUAACGCGCUCUUCAUCUCAAUCUAAGAAGCGAGCCUCCGUCACUCACUCUUUUCUUCUGCAACCUCCCUUGGCCAAGAAACGAGUCGUUCUUGGUGAACUCACCAACUCGCCCGAUAUUGGGUCAGAUCAGAACCCAAAAUACAGAUCCAAGAAUGAGAGAGACCCAAGUAGCAAGACGAAGCCAACAUGUGAACUGAAAGAGGAAAAUAAGCAAGAGCCUAACGAUAUUGUUAUUGAUGAAAGCUUUGGCGAUUUGAACAAGUGCUCUUACUCAUCUUCUAUAUAUGACCAUCUCCGCUCUUUGGAGAUUGAGGAGAAAAGAAGGCCGUUGCCCAAUUACAUGGAGGAGGUGCAGAAUGAUAUUAAAGUGAAUAUGCGGGAAAUUCUGAUGGAAUGGUUGUUGGAAGUAACUGAGGAAUACAAACUUGUUUCCGACACCCUUUAUCUUACAGUGUCAUACAUUGAUAGAUUCCUCUCUUCUCAUGCUAUCAGUAGGAACAAGCUACAACUUCUUGGAGUUUCUUGCAUGCUUAUUGCCUCAAAGUAUGAAGAGAUCACUCCUCCACAUAUUGAUGAUUUUUGCUACAUAACAGAUAAUUCUUACACCAAGGAAGAGGUUGUUGAGAUGGAGAAAGACAUACUUAAAUUGUUGAAAUUUGAAAUUGGUACUCCCACUACAAGGAAUUUUCUCAGAAUUAUAAUGAGAGCUGCACAUGAAAAAUGCAAAUAUCAAGACCUGCAAUUGGAGUUUUUGAGUUGUUAUCUUGCGGAGCUAAGUUUGCUGGAUUAUGGUUGUCUACAUUUCUUACCGUCAAUAGUCGCCUCAGCAGCUAUUUUUCUUUCAAGAUUCAUGAUCCAACCAAAAACACAUCCUUGGAGCAAGGCACUGCAAUGUUACUCGGGUUAUAGACCAAUUGACUUAAAGAGAUGUGUCCUUUCCAUCCAUGCCUUACAUCUGAAUCGAAGAGGAAGUUCUUUGAGAGCUGUGAGAAAAAAGUAUAUGCAGCAUAAGUUUAAGUGCGUGGCCAUGCUGUCUUCCCCUUCAGAAGUCCCUGAAUGGUAUUUUAAGGAUGUUGAUGAAUGAUGUUAGGGAAGUACAUUUUGAAGAAGUUUCUUCCAACAGUUUUUGCCAAAUUGGACGAUGAUAUCGUUUUCUUCUGGUUCAAAGUGGUGGUCUUGUCACUUGUUCAGUGUUCCAUCGUUUCAGGCAAAGCCUAGCAACUUUUUUUGCCGGCAAAGUCAAUAGUUCUGAAACUGUAUUAAAUUU